CCGAAUGAAACUGGUCAUGACCAUUUGAGCGUUAUUCUAGAGCUGACUACCAGCCUGGAUUCUGCUUUCGCAGAACUUGAAUCGGCCGAGAUGCGAUUGGCUAAGGCGGAGAUUCGAGCUGCUAGCGCUGUGGCAACUGCAACCAAUUUGCGCCUUCGGCUUAGACGAGUAUUGGCCGAUCAAAAUUCGCUCUUGGAACUGGAGGAGAACAGCAUACAUUUUUCUCUAUCCCCCACCACUCUGGAUUCUCCACCAGCCUACUAUGAACUGCCAGAAUCACAGUUUAACGCCUGCAAGACUUGUAUCCCUUGCCUAAAAUCAAAAAAGAGCUGCAUUGCCAUUCCAGAUCGGCAGAAUCUUUCUCUUUCUGAGAGUCUAGAAAUUUUCUCUCGCCCUGCUCUAUCUGAUAGUUGGGGCCCCACUAUUCCGUUUUGUGUUUCCGUUGCAACGCAAACAUACCAUCUCUCUGGCUUUCCUGAUUCCGAAAGAACAUUGUUUUCAACGGGGCCCGACGCCUGUUCACAAUUAUUCACUGAGGAAAGGGCGAAGGAGAUUUUCAUGCAUGGGCUGAUUCGUCCCGAGUCUCUGUUGUCCAAGGCCACUUGCAGCCCAAAUGUUGUAACUAGUCCAGUUGAAUGGCGUCAGGCUUUAGUAAACGCGUUGUCGUUAGUCAGUCGUUAUCGGCACCGCUGCCAGGAACAGGUGGCUCGUGAGAUGGCUCUGCAGCGUCAGCUUGAUCAGGCAUCUGGAGACUUGAAUGCUGCAGUUGAUGCUAUUCGUAAACAGAAAGCUCUAGCUGAGGCUAGUCGACUCCGAGGUACACGAGAGGUAAACCGGCUCCGAGAAAAACUUGCACAGGCGAUAGCGGCAAUCUCUUUUCCCGGCCUGGCUCCGGCUAUCGGCUGGAAGCCGAGCGAGGAUAAUGCCAGGUGA
Messenger RNA from Protopolystoma xenopodis, 933 nucleotides. NCBI's taxonomy places the organism in Eukaryota, Metazoa, Platyhelminthes, Monogenea, Polystomatidea, Polystomatidae. The record is from the annotation of a GenBank genome assembly.